This is a messenger RNA of Bombina bombina (fire-bellied toad), 2483 nucleotides long. RefSeq lists its product as uncharacterized. The record is from RefSeq and is a predicted model, not a curated record. The transcript is spliced from 3 exons. Lineage: Eukaryota; Metazoa; Chordata; Amphibia; Anura; Bombinatoridae. Bases 195 to 2483 code for a protein of 762 amino acids.
CAUAAGCCUGGAGCAGUCUAAGGGUUAAGGCUGUAGGAGAGUGGGAUAGAAGAGAGAGGGCUGUGUCAGGGUGCAACAUUGUUGCUAUUCAGGGUAGGCCCCUCCUUACCUGUAGAAAAGCUGAAUCUUCCCUGGCAACUUCCUCUUCUUCUCUGGAUCCUGACUGAAGCAGUUUUGUCCUCAUUAGUGCAGACAUGAAUCGUCCCAGGCGUUCUACUUUGCCUCCCAGACGUUUUCAGACUGACCAAGCACCAUCUGGAUCUGCAAAUGUGACCAGACAGUUAAGUGUUCAAUCUGAUAGUUUGGAUGAUUUGGUUAUUAUCCCCCCAACUCAGUUUUCUAAUGUUGUUACUGCUCAGAUUCAUAAUAUAGAAGAGCUGGAGUCAGUUAAUGAUCAGUUAGAGCAAGUAAAUCCCCCACAACAGCAAAUAAACUUGCCUUUUGACAAUAUUGCAGCUAGCCACAUGGCUUCAUUUAUCAGUGCUGUUCCUCCCUCAGCAGUGUCUGCAGUAUCAGGUUUAUUACAGAAUAUUAUUGCAGCAAUGGCUGCUUCUCAGCCCAUUCCACAAGAGCCGGUUACAACUAAUUUUAAUCCUACUACCAUACCGGUUUUGAAUAACCCUCAAGGAACACCUAGGUCCCAAUCUGCAAUAUUGCAGACACCACAGACACCACAUCUUACCACCACACAACCUGUUAUUUCAGGAGUCUUAACUCCUUGUAGGCCCACAGUUGCUAAAAAACAAAACAAACCACAGCCUCAAUCCAUUAUUCAGACACCUGCGGCCUCUGGCGGUACUCUGCCCGGACGGGACAGAGCUAGACCAACCGUCGCUUCUACCGCCACACCACUCACUAAUCCGCGGACACCUUCGGGGACCGCAGGGCCUCCGGUGACAUUACUGGAGCCUUGCGGCCUUGCUGAACCCCGACCGCGUGGUGCGCGGCCUAUCCCCAGGGCAGACGACAUGUUAGUGAUGUCACCGGAAGUGCCCAUCGGCACUUCCGGUUUGGCGAAACCCCACGCGGUCGCAGGGACAUCGGCUCACGGUGCUACACAAGAUGCAGGUGAGCACCGAGAGUCGUCCUUGGCCGUGGAUGGGGUAUUAAUAGGAGGGCAAAGGGGCAAUAAGGGCGCUAGCAUGCAGCGCAAGCAGGCGGUAAAAAAGGCCCAAUAUUAUCAAUUGCCGCAAAGGGGCCGCUCACAGUUUAGAGGCAAUGCAAGGCAGACAGGCAUUAGAAGGGGAAGGGGUGCUCGCACUAUUAACCCUAUUAGGGCAAUGAGGCCUUUAGAAUUUGCUCAUGGGUUUCAUAUAAGGAAUGUAGUUGCAGCGCAAACACACGAUCAGCAGGAUUAUUCCAGUAACAUUAUAAGUGAUGCAGGUAGCGCAAUUUCAACAGCGCAGCAGCAAGAGGUGUUACUCAUUAACCCUCAAAGUGCUGAUUGUGGCGCAGCUCAGACAGCUGCGCAGCUAGCUGGUUUCAUUAACCCCCAAAGGUAUGAAUGUGGCUUGCGUGAUGGUGAUGUCUGUCAGACGGCUGCACAGCCAACAGAAUUAGUUAUUAACACUUUAAGGUCUGAAAGUGGUUUACAUGUGGCUGAAACUCAUAAAUCAUCCUCCAUGGUGGCGAAUGCAGGCUUGCAAGGGGUGAAUGUGCAGACAGUAGGUCAGAUACAGACAGGAGGUCAUGGUCAUCUCACUGCUAUGACUGCUGCAGCAGGUAAUGCAUUAGUAUCAAAUUUAGGCCAGAAUGCUAAUGUUAGGGCACAAAACAAUGCUACUACUAUUGUAUCUAAUCCAGCACAGGAUGCUAUUUGUAUGGCCCAACUUCCUGCUAUUGAUAACCCACACACACAAGAACAAAGUGCUCGCGAAUUAUUGUCUCUCUUGCAGGGAGUUCUUCACUCAAAGGAGCCAACAAAGGUCCAGCAACCAACUGCUGCUGUAAUUAACCCAGUGGACGCAGGAGCAGCUGCGACCACUUCAAAUGGACAGCAGGGCUCAGCCAACGCCAUCGCUAUUCCCAGUCAGCAGCCAGAACAAGUCACUAGCAACACCGGACAAGGACUGUCUGCUAAUUCAAACGGCACUGUCCCAGGAGUGAAGAGAAUUUGGAUUGUGGGACACUCCUUCGUUCACUGGGCCUCACUUCACUGUGCAUCCCUCCCAAUUGGCCAAUCCCUAGGUUUUCCCUCCAACAAAGUAUCCAUUAGAUGGUUAGGGGACAGGGGGAUGUGUUGGCCACAAUUAGCGGGAACAUUAUCAGAGGCCCUAGUACAUUGGGGUUGGCUCUCUAGAACCAGUGUCCCAAAAUGUAGAAGCAUUAAACAGGAAGUAACUGUGGACCUUGAGAAACAAGCAGAGCAAGAGUGUCUGAAUAGCUGGUUGUCAAAUGUUCGUGGCUGCAUGAUCUCUCCAAAAACACCCUCUUUUGAAGCGGGUGAUAAUCUUGUACAAGUAGUGGUCGGUAUUUUGGUGUAA